This is a messenger RNA of Nothoprocta perdicaria, 2249 nucleotides long. It is a transcript of the gene MERTK, whose product is annotated as MER proto-oncogene, tyrosine kinase. Lineage: Eukaryota; Metazoa; Chordata; Aves; Tinamiformes; Tinamidae. The transcript is spliced from 17 exons. Gene Ontology annotation, cellular component: signaling receptor complex. Gene Ontology annotation, biological process: positive regulation of kinase activity; nervous system development; cell surface receptor protein tyrosine kinase signaling pathway. The record is from RefSeq and is a predicted model, not a curated record. Gene Ontology annotation, molecular function: protein binding; transmembrane receptor protein tyrosine kinase activity; ATP binding. The coding region runs from base 123 to 2249 and encodes 708 amino acids.
CAGCCAACUCCCUGGGACAGAUUAAAUUUAACCCCACAGUGGGACACAUUGUGAUUAAUGAGCACAAAGACGUCACGUUCAACUGCUCCAUUAAAGUGCCUCAUUUGCUGCUCAGGCCAGACAUGCCUGGCAUUUCCUUGUGGAAGGACGGCCGUGAGAUGCACACGCUGGACCGCAUCGCCACGAGCCACUUCGAGAUCUCGGAUGAGGAGGAGGUGGCGAUGACCUCCACCUUCAGCAUCCAUGCUGCCCAGCGCUCAGAUAACGGCUCCUACGUCUGCAAACUGAACAUCUCCAAUGUGGAGAUUGCAUCUGAUCCGAUCUUCGUGCAGCUAGAAGGGCUCCCACACUUCAUUCGUCAGCCUGAGAAGCUGAAUGUCACCAAGAACAGCCCCUUCAACCUCACUUGUCAAGCCGUGGGCCCACCAGAGCCUGUGGAGAUCUACUGGUUUCGGAACAACAUCCAAGUCAACGCAAAGCCUCACAUCUCUCCGUCAGUGCUGACUGUGCCAGGUCUUAACGAAACAGCUCUGUUCAGCUGUGAGGCUCACAACAGCAAAGGGCUGACUGCAUCCAACCCAGGGCAGGUCAAUGUGAAAGGAAUACCCUCUGCACCCACUAGCGUGCAUGUCCUGAACAGAACGGCCCACAGCAUCGCGGUGUCCUGGGUCCCAGGCUUUGAUGCCUUCUCUGCUUUCAACAACUGCAGUGUCCAGGUCAAGGAAGCUCUUCCACAAACCAAUGUCUCACUCCAAUUCUUCAACACCUCGGUGCCUCCCCAUGUGUAUCACAUCCAGCACCUGUGGCCCAUGGUGCUCUAUAACAUCAGUGUUUCCUGCAAAAACGAAGUUGGCUGGUCGGCGUUUAGCCCCUGGAUAACAGCCAGUACUACUGAAGGAGCUCCAAACAUCCCACCGCUGAACGUCACGGUGUCGUUGAAUGAAUCCAGCUCCUUCCUGGAGAUCCGAUGGGUGAAACCACCCCUGGAGAAGAUACACGGGGAACUGCAGGGCUACCAUAUCUGGUACGGGUGCCAGGGCUCCAAAGGAUUGGAGAACACCUCUUUGGAAGCCCAGCAGAACCGCAGCGUGGCCAUCCUGCCCGUGGAGACCACAAAUGCCACUUGCUCCGUGCGCGUGGCCGCCGUCUCCAAGGGGGGAGUGGGGCCUUUCAGCAGCCCGGUGGAAAUCUUCAUCCCUGGCGGUGACGGGUUAAUAACCUCAGCCCCCUCUUCGACUGCAGCCUCCAGGAAUGCAGACUCCUUUAUCAUAGCCCUGGGCUUCAUCUGUGGGACGGUUUCCGUUGGACUGCUCCUCUGCUUGUCUGUGGUCAUCCAGAAAAGAUGCGUGGAGACAAAAUACGGGAAUGCUUUCAGCAGAAAUGAUUCAGAGCUGGCAGUGAACUACACGGCUAAGAAGUCCUACUGUCGCAGAGCUGUUGAACUUACACUGGGCAGCCUGGGUGUCAGCAACGACCUCCAGCAGAAGCURCAGGAUGUUGUCAUUGACCGAAAUGCCCUCAGCCUGGGGAAGAUCCUGGGAGAAGGGGAGUUUGGAUCAGUGAUGGAGGGACGUCUCAGCCAGCCUGAAGGCCCUGUGCAGAAGGUGGCUGUGAAGACCAUGAAGUUGGAUAACUUUUCCCAAAGGGAAAUAGAAGAGUUCCUCAGUGAAGCAGCGUGCAUGAAGGAUUUCGACCAUCCCAAUGUCAUCAAGCUCCUAGGUGUGUGCAUUGAGCUGAGCUCUCUGCAGGUCCCCAAACCCAUGGUGAUUCUCCCAUUCAUGAAAUACGGUGACCUACACAGCUUCCUGCUUCGUUCACGGCUGGAGAUGGCCCCCCAGUUUGUGCCCCUGCAGACCUUGCUGAAGUUCAUGGUUGAUAUUGCCCGAGGGAUGGAGUACCUGAGCAGCCGACAGUUUCUCCACAGGGAUUUGGCAGCCCGGAACUGCAUGUUACGGGACGACAUGACGGUGUGCGUGGCAGACUUUGGCUUGUCUAAGAAGAUYUACAGUGGUGAUUACUAUCGUCAGGGGCGAAUAGCAAAAAUGCCAGUCAAGUGGAUUGCAAUAGAGUCCCUGGCCGACCGUGUCUACACCACCAAGAGYGACGUGUGGGCAUUUGGCAUCACCAUGUGGGAGAUCGCGACGCGAGGGAUGACGCCGUAUCCAGGGGUGCAGAACCAUGAGAUSUAUGAGUACCUCUUCCAUGGACACCGGCUCAAAAAACCCGAGGGCUGCUUGGAUGAGCUGUGA